GCCUCCGUGUUUUACUCGUGGAGUAAAGGUACCUAUCCUCACAGAGUCUGCCACUGGGUGUGAAGCUUCACAGGUCUGGUUGUUGUGUUUGAGCGGAUUAAAAAAAAUCCUUAUUAUCCACAUCCGCAUCCCCACAAACACCAUCAUCAAACCAGCGGGGGCAGGGAGCAGAAGAAGAAGAUGGGGUGCUGCUCGGCGCGAUGCAUGUUGAUCCUCCUGUGCUGUUUGCAGCUGAUUACAGCGCUGGAGAGGCAGGUGUUUGACUUUCUGGGCUACCAGUGGGCUCCCAUCAUGAUCAACUUUUUUCACAUCAUCAUGGUCAUCCUCGGCCUGUUUGGUGCAGUCCAGUACAGAUCACGCUACGUUAUAAUGGAUGGUGAUAUUCUGUCCUUCGGUGUAUCCUCACAUCAUUCCUGGUGGAAGGAGAAUGGGCCGGGAUGUGAAAGCGAGAGACUUCCCUCUGCUGGAUGGAAGAACCAGCAAAAUCCAGAGCUUACCACAGUGCUGAGCUGCUGGCUGGAAUACCAGUACAUAGAAAUCCUGCACUGCAUCAUCCAGCUCCUCGUAUCACUCCUGGGAUUUGUUUACGCCUGCUAUGUGGCCAGCACAUUUUCAGAAGAGGAUGACAGCUUUAACUUCAUUGGUGAGUUUCACCAUCCAUCCAAACCCUCUAAGUUGCUUUUCUAGUGUUACAAUCCAUUGAUUAUAAAUAAAGAAAGUGAAAAGCUGAGAAGGAACUAAGAGGAAGAUCAAACAACUCUGCAGAGUCUGAUAGUGCGUCAUCUCUGGCAUGGUCAAUAACACUCACACAGAGAUGCCGAAUCUCACUGUGUACGUUUCUCACACUGUGGCCUGAUUCAAAAGAGGAGUCUCCAGUCUAUUGCAUGUUGAUAUUUUCUAGUUUUAUCCAGUAGUAACGCUACCUCUCAGCAUGUAUGUGAAAGACUGUUUGUAGGUUCGGCUGUCUGACAGAAUACUGUGGUUCUAAAUUUGUACAUAUGCAGCUGGUGUUCUUUCUGAUGUUUCAUAAAAUGUACAAAUUAUUAUUAUGUGUAAUUUCAAUUAGAAGAAGGGAGGACCCCAACGUGUAUAAUGUGUGUCAUCAGUCAGUGGAAUAAACUGUGUCCACAAUUUGCCUUAUAGUGGAUUACUGCUAAUGUUCAUCUAAUGUUUAUUCAUUCAUAUACAG
Pundamilia nyererei is the source of this 1189-nucleotide messenger RNA. Its product is annotated as sodium/potassium-transporting ATPase subunit beta-1-interacting protein 4-like. The transcript is spliced from 6 exons. The record is from RefSeq and is a predicted model, not a curated record. The coding region runs from base 181 to 687 and encodes 168 amino acids. Lineage: Eukaryota; Metazoa; Chordata; Actinopteri; Cichliformes; Cichlidae. Gene Ontology annotation, biological process: regulation of sodium ion transport.